Molecule: messenger RNA, 681 nt
Organism: Brassicogethes aeneus
Lineage: Eukaryota; Metazoa; Arthropoda; Insecta; Coleoptera; Nitidulidae
Source: the annotation of a GenBank genome assembly
AUGGAAGAAAUGUUAAAAAUAUGGACAAUUAAAAAAAAAACACUUUACGAUAAAUAUGAAGCAGACGUCCACGACUUAUCCAGUUUCAUUUUCAACAACAUGUUAAACACCAUCGCUAUGGGACGCCACAUAAAAAAAUUUCAAAUUUUACAAGCCUGCAAAAACCACGAAAUACCAACAACCUUGAUAACACCAGAUAUCCUGAAAAGCGACCUUCUACGCCUACAAAAACAUAUAGAACAAGCCGAUCAAAAGAUAGCAAUUAAUCUUGAAGACAUCCAUAAAUACUACGAAUUACCAAUUACUGAUUGUGUCAUCGCAGAAGAAACAUUAAUGGUAACAGUAAAAGUUCCAAUAAGAAGAGCAAACUUCAGAUGGCAACUGUACGAGUUGUUAACAACCCCAUUUGCUUGGCACAACCAAACAUGUCACAUUCAACACGAAGCUUUAUUUUUGGCAGUAGCGACAAGGAACCAGAAGGAAGUAGCGCUAACCAUUUCUGGAACCAACCUACACCAAUGCAAGCCGUAUGAAAAUAAAUUAUGCUAUCUUCCAAGAUUUUCACCAGACAACCUACAUGGACCCCAAUGUGCAAAAAUGCGGUUUCACGGAGCCACCGUAGAAGAAAUCGCGAAAACUUGUCCAAUGAGAUCAUUGCCUCACUUAACGGUUUUUGCAUAG